This is a messenger RNA of Arabis nemorensis, 2550 nucleotides long. Lineage: Eukaryota; Viridiplantae; Streptophyta; Magnoliopsida; Brassicales; Brassicaceae. The record is from the annotation of a GenBank genome assembly.
AUGGACUACUUGUCAGAAUUUACAGUCACUAUGCCUAUAUUGAGUUUUAUAGGGACAAAUGAUCCUCCAGAAGAAACCAUUGUUAAGGUUUAUUGUGUUCAGACUCAAGCGAUCCAGCAGUAUACGUUAGACUUAUGCUUGUGCUUGCCACCUCCUAUUGAGAAUGUGGGUUUGGCGAAGUCAGAUUCUAGUGUGUCGCGGGAGGCAAUUCUUGUUGAAGGCACGCCAGAACCAUCUGAACUAAAGUCUACAGAAUUACCUUCGGUUGAUUCAGUGCCCAAGCCAUCUAUUUUAGUGAAUAGAUCGGAAAGUGCUAGUACAUUGACUUUUCCAGUGGGCUCUGCAUUAGCGGAGACCACAUCACCAGCAAUUGUUCCAUCCAACGGUGAGCCUAAAACUUUUGGGCUGCCAUCUGAGGCAAGUGAUGCAGGUUCUGCGUAUGCUCCUUCACCCCAGCUUCCUCUAAGUCCCAGACUAUCAAGUCAACUUUCUGGCUAUCACACCCCUGCAGAAGCUGUUGAGCAAGUACUUCCUCUUCGUGAGCUCAGUGGCAAAGCACCUUCUGCUGAUUAUUCUGUAGAUAGGCAAACUGAUACUGUUGGAGAAAGAAAUUUGGAUCUGUCUUCCGUUGAGGAAAGCUCAAAAAGCAAGGACAAGAAUGUUACACCUGAUGAUGAUGUGUCUGGGAUUCGAAGCCCACCAGCUUUUUUCAAACACCCCACUCAUCUUGUAACUCCUUCAGAGCUAUUGAUGGGCGUUUCGUCAGCUGAAACCUCCAUUACUAGUGAAGACAGGAGGGAUAGAGAUACUAAUAUUCAGGUCGUAAAUAAUGAUGCAAGAAGCACAGAAGUUGAGGUAAAAGAAAUAGGUGAAGCAAGGUCGGUGCAGAAUGGUGAAAUCAAUUAUCUUGAUGAAACUGAGCAUUGCAUUUCAGAAAAUAGGGAAAAAAUCUUCUGCUCACAGGCUUCGAAUCUCAGCAUUGAGAUGGCAAGAGACCGUCUUAUUACAGAGGAAAACUUCAUUCCAGAGAACUCUACGGCUUAUGGACAAUCUUUACAAGCUGAGGAUGAAUGUGGUCCUUACUCAGAAGGUGUGUCUGGAAAGCUUCCUGAGUUGGUUUCAUCUAGUGGGUUUCCACAGCCGGCAGCUACAAACAGCAAAGGGAAGAAACAUAAGGCCAAAAGUUCACAAGGUCCUGGUUUGUCGUCUACAUCCUCAAAUGUUGCCAAUUUGGCUGACUCCUACAAUGAGCUAAGUCGUCCAGAUUCACUUCCUCAAACCUUAGCAAUGCAAGAAACAAUGAAUCAGAUAUUGGCUUCGCAAAGGGAGAUGCAGAGACAACUAUCGAAUGCUGUCAAUGCCUCUAUGAUCAAAGAAGGUAAAAGAGUAGAAGCGGCUUUAGGGAGAAUGAUUGAGAGAUCCAACAAGUCAACUGCCGAUGCUCUGUUUGCUCGCCUCCAAGAGGAGUCUGUUAAGCAUGAAAAGGCAUUGCGUGACCAUGACCAGCAGAUUGUAAAUGCAAUGACGAACGUCAUGAGAAAGGAGUUAAGUGCCAUGUUUGAGAAAUCGAUGAAGAAGGAAUUUGCUGCAUCUGGUCCAACCCUAGCACGUGCAGCAACACCAGCUAUUGAAAAAACUGUAUUAUCUGCACUCACAGAGUCCUUCCAGAGAGGACUUGGUGACAAAGCAGUCAACCAGCUUGACAAAUCUGUUAUUUCAAAGCUUGAAGCAACCAUAGCUAAGCAAAUUAAAGCCCAAUUUCAGACCUCGGGCAGGCAAGCCCUCCAGGAAGCUCUUAGGACCGGUCUAGAGUCCUCAGUCAUACCUUCCUUUGAGAGGUCAUGCAAGACCAUGUUUGAGCAAGUAGACACAGCCUUCCAGAAUGGAAUUACUGAGCACACAGACGCAGCCCUGCAACUAUAUGACUCUGGACGCUCCCAGCUUGCUCAUACUUUACGGGAAACCAUUACUUCUUCGUCGUCAGAUAAUCAAGCCUUAAGUCGUGAUUUAGCAGAGAGUCGAAGGAAUCGUUUAGCUCUUGCAGCUGCUGGAGCAAAAUCGGGUGGAUCAAAUCCUUUGGUUACUCAACUAAGUAGCGGACCUUUGGGUGCUCUUCUUGAAAAGGUUGAAGCACCUAUGGACCCAACAACAGAGCUGUCAAGGUUGAUAUCCGAACGCAAGUACGAAGAAUCUUUCACUUCGGCUCUACAUAGAAGCGAUGUCUCCAUUGUGUCAUGGCUUUGCUCACGGGUGGAUCUUCGUGGACUGCUGGCAAUGAAUCCACUUCCGCUGAGCCAAGGCGUUCUUAUGUCGCUGUUGCAGCAGCUAGCAUGUGACAUCAGCAAGGACACAUCCCGUAAGCUUGCUUGGAUGACAGAUGUGGUUGCAGCGAUUAACCCAUCAGACCAGAUAAUUGCAGUCCACGCUCGCCCAAUCUUCGAACAAGUCUAUCAAAUUCUACACCACCACAGUAACUCACCGGGCAGCGAUGUCUCUGCCAUCAGACUUAUAAUGCACGUCAUCAACUCCAUGCUUAUGGGCUGCAAAUGA